AUGGAGCUAAGAUGUCGGGGUACGAAUUUGAUGGAGGAUGUAUGCUUAUGGAAGAAUGAAAAUGGGGAUUUCAAGCCGAGUUUUGUUACUUCACAAACUUGGAAUCUUAUAAGAGUCAAGGCGCCUGAAGUCCAAUGGAGUAAAGCUGUUUGGUUUCCAGAAUCUACUCCGAGGUUUGCCUUUCUUACUUGGAUUGCGAUUCGAAAUAGAUUGGCGACAGGAGAUAGAAUUCUUAAAUGGAACCCGCUUGCAGUUACUACUUGUUGGUUAUGUAAAGAGGAGAUGGAAUCAAGGAAUCACUUAUUUUUUGAUUGUUCUUACUCUAAAGAAGUUUGGAAAGCGACUGUGGGGAAGUUGAUGAGUGAGGAAGGAAGCUAUGGUUGGGAUCGAGUUUUGCAGACUAUAAUCCAUGGGCUGCGAGAGAAGAUACAGACUAUGCUGCUGAGAUAUAGUUUCCAAGCAGUGAUUUAUGCAUUGUGGCUUGAGAGGAAUGCGAGAAGGGUGGGGGAGAAAGAACAACCAGCCGCUUGUAUGAUUGCUAGACUUGAGAAGCUGGUGAGAAACAGAGUGACUUCUUUGAGGAAAAGAAUGAAGCAAAGUAUGAUAGGGCAAUGGUGA
Raphanus sativus (radish) is the source of this 618-nucleotide messenger RNA. RefSeq lists its product as uncharacterized. Lineage: Eukaryota; Viridiplantae; Streptophyta; Magnoliopsida; Brassicales; Brassicaceae. The transcript has a single exon. The coding region runs from base 1 to 618 and encodes 205 amino acids. The record is from RefSeq and is a predicted model, not a curated record.